AUGGUAUACAAAAACAGAUUAUUAGAUGAAAUAGCAAUCCGUAAACAUGUUGAAUGGGAUGAUAGUAAUUACCAUGGAUAUGUCAAUUUUGGUGCUGAGUUAGAUAGCGAUCAAUUAGAUAUAGCUAAUGAAUGUCUUGUUUUUAUACUUGUAGCUAUUAAUGAAAGAUGGUUAGAGAUUUAUCCAGUUGGAUAUUUUUUAUACCUAGUUACUAAAACUGGUGUUGUUAUUGUGAGUGUUACUUUUGAUGGAUGUUCUUCCAAUAUUGAUAUGACAAAAAGUCUUGGCUGCUCAUAUUAUACUAAUAAUUUAAAAACUAAUUUUACUAUUAAUAACCUGCAACCUAUAGUUAUUUUACCUGAUCCUUCACAUAUGAUCAAAAUUAAAUUAACACUUAAUUCUGGUGAGAUUCAAACAUUAGUGAUAGAAGAAGUCGAAAAUUAUUCAGCAGAAACUGACGUCCAUAAUCAAACACCAAAUGUUAUAGAAGAUGCAGAAAAUAGGGAUCCAGUGAAAGAAUGUGAGAAUGCAAUGAAAUUUUUAGCUCUGAAGGAAGGCCCAUUUAAGUCAAAAAAUAUAUUAUAUCCAGUUGUUAAUGGACGGAAAUUUCGUGAAGCAUGGUUUAAUCAAUACCAAUGGAUUGAGUACAGUUCAUCUCUAAAUGCUGCUUUUUGUUUUUUUUUUUUUGUAGAGCAUUCUAUAAGCCGAAUAAAAUGGAUCAUACAUAACAAAAAAUAUUACACACGAUUCUGUCAACAACAACAGAUAACUUACCGUGAUAGAUACAUAUACCCACCUUUUUUUCGGACCUGGAGCGACCACUCCUGUUAAUAAAAAGCCGCCCCUACAGCAACCAUGAACAAAUCAAAGUUUUAAAUAGACAAGUGUUUGAAAAAUUCGAAUUUUGUGUUAUUUGAGAGGUACACAAGCUUGCAUAGAUACCAAAAAUAAUCAUAUAACAUAUAUAAAUAUAGAAACACACUAGUAUAACAGGACACGAGCGUGCCGGUAAUGCAUAAUACAAUCAUAAUGUGA
Molecule: messenger RNA, 1035 nt
Organism: Sipha flava (yellow sugarcane aphid)
Lineage: Eukaryota; Metazoa; Arthropoda; Insecta; Hemiptera; Aphididae
Exons: 6
Coding region: 1-831 (276 amino acids)
Source: RefSeq, a predicted model, not a curated record